CCCCAACGCGUCCACUGCCACCCACAACCAAUAUCAUUAGAACGCGCCACAGACGGGUAAAGCGAACCAAGAAGCCGCCACGAUGGUGAGCUCCGGGAGAAAGACUGAUAAGGUGUUCUGGAAGGGCCAGGAAUUUCGUCCACAGCUUGGGGCGUCGGACCAACCUAGUGUGAGGGCAAUCCUACACAAUAGGCUGAUGGGCCAGGCGCUCGAUAUCAGGAUCAGUGAAAGUGAGCUCCUCAGUAUUGUUCAGAUCUACCCCCGGUUAUAUCAACUCGGCCAGCGGUCGCGAGCCCGUCUCUCGGCCUGGAUGCUCCAUAAUAGGGACACCGUCCAGGGCUGGAACUUGGGUGAUUUUCUUAACACUCCGGACGCCGACGUAUGCCACCAUACGGUACCUAGGAAGCCUGGUUGUCCCGAGGAAGUGAUGGCAGCGUGGAGAAGGAGUCUCCCUAAAGGACGUCAACCGGGCGAGCUGAUUGAGGUUGAGAUCCAAGAGGUGCCAGCGAAUGGCAGUGGCAAUCACGACGCCAAUCCCGAACUAGGCCCAUUGACUACCCGGGUAAUUCAGCGUCGUACUCUGCCACAGACUAAACGUUUACGGGGAAAGAAUUGCCAGAGCCCCAUCCAAAGACUCGAGGGGUCUUUGCGUAUAAUCAAGGCGGUGGCCUCCCGGCUAGACUUUCUAUCCCACGGCUUGGAUGACAACAACUCGAUGAAGGAAGAGCUGUUGGCUUUGGCACGGACACUUGAUCAUAAUGUGGACAAGAAAAGGCGAGCGGAGACGGCCCGGGCCCUUUUGCAGAAGUUAAACAAGGCCGCCGUCCCGGAUACCCAUGGAAAGAAGCGCGGGCACGACCAGAUCGAGGGCGCGGAGGGGGACGAGGACCGAGUCCAAAAGCGCGUCCGAACAUGGCUCUUGGGGACUGUCGGUCACCUCGAAGCUGAGGAGGAUGGCACCAGCGAGGACGGAACGUCUAAUUCCAGCUCCGACGACGGUACCGUCAGCCAAGGGUCUCGGAACUCCGAGGACGACGACCGCGUCGAAGGCUGCAUUUUCGUGGCCCCCAAUCCGUAUCUCGCACCUUGUUCCCAAGAGGAAAGUGGUUCAGAAGAUUGAGAAAGCAUCUUUGAUCCGUUCGACGAACUUGUAGAGAUAAGAACAGCAAUAGAAUCGAAAGCGUGGCAGUCUGGUUGUAGGCACUAUAGAAUCAAU
Messenger RNA from Chaetomium fimeti, 1216 nucleotides. RefSeq lists its product as uncharacterized. NCBI's taxonomy places the organism in Eukaryota, Fungi, Ascomycota, Sordariomycetes, Sordariales, Chaetomiaceae. Bases 83 to 1120 code for a protein of 345 amino acids. The record is from RefSeq and is a predicted model, not a curated record. The transcript has a single exon.